Messenger RNA from Bipolaris zeicola 26-R-13, 783 nucleotides. RefSeq lists its product as uncharacterized. The record is from RefSeq and is a predicted model, not a curated record. The annotation marks the transcript as partial. Gene Ontology annotation, molecular function: ATP binding; protein serine/threonine kinase activity. Gene Ontology annotation, biological process: peptidyl-threonine phosphorylation; peptidyl-serine phosphorylation. The transcript has a single exon. Lineage: Eukaryota; Fungi; Ascomycota; Dothideomycetes; Pleosporales; Pleosporaceae.
UGGCAAAAGAAAGUUGAAGCCUUCCGGAAUUUGAAUCGACUAAACCAGGAGCAUAUUGUUCGGUUUGUUACAGCUUUUAGGCAUCAAACAAGCGAUGGUAAAGCGAAAUUUUUUCUAAUGUUCGAAUGGGCAGACGGCGGAAAUCUCUUUGACCUAUGGCAAAGAAUGCCAUCACCUAUUCUAGCAGCAAGACUUGUCAAAGAUGUCAUUCAACAGAUCCUUGGGCUUGCUAAAGCCCUAGAAGCUGCUCAUAGCUUAAAUAAGACCGGGGUUUCAUAUCGACAUGGGCAUAUAAACUCGAGAGAUAUCCUUGUUUUCCAUAAUAACCGAGGACUGAUAGGCACGUGGAAGUUUGAUGGCUGGGGCGAGGCAAGGAAACACGAUGGGGUCGUAGAAAUGCGCCCUAUCGAAACACGAAUGAGACAUGGCAUCCAACGCUACGAAGCUCCAGAGGCAGUAAUAGGACUUAGGUCUCACUUUUUCGACGACGCAGUAAGUCCUUCUCGACGAAGUGAUAUAUGGUCUAUAGGCUGUGUUAUCCUAGAGAUUAUUAUUUGGCUCUUAUAUGGGGAGUACGGAGUUGAUCAGUUCCAAAGAGACUUGGAGCACAGCUGCUUCUAUCAGAUCUCUGAAAUUGAUGGACGAAGGCUUGCUAGGGUACAUGACGUUGUGGAGCGUUGGAUGAAUCAAAUGGAGAAAGACCCUAGGUGUAAGGUUGACACUACGGCUAUCGGGGAUCUUUUGGAGAUUGUGCGAACAGGUUUACUCGUUGUGAAGCUUCCA